AGAAAUGGUAGAAAUAGGCGCUAUUUAAGACGUUAUGGCUGUGGUAACUAGUGACGAGCAAAAACACGAGUUCCCGGUCUACUCGCAGAUCUCGCGUGAUGUCCGUGACGUGGCUGUCGCGUACUGUAUCAAAACACAGACAGGCAGAGCUUGGGUGUUAUCAUUAGUUCCCCGUUUUGCAACUAAAACCACCGUUUUCUAUUGGACAGUAUCGGGUAGGUCCCCUCCCGUUUCGUUUGCCUCCGUUUAUGGAACGUUUUGCAACAGAAUUGGCAUAAUGAAUGAGCCCCUGGAAAUCUUCUACUGUACAGAUGAAAACAGUUUGGCCAGCUGUGGCUUUCUGAUAACGUGUCUACAGUCGGGAACGAUAACAACAAGAAACAUACAUUCACUGGACUCUAAAGCUGCGUCUGGAUCAGUGUGUUCAGGUGAUCGUAAUGGCGGAGGGAGGCUUUGACCCCUGUGAGUGCAUCUGCACGCAGGAGCACGCCAUGAGACGACUCAUCAGCCUGCUACGUCAGUCUCAGUCCUACUGUACAGACACAGAGUGUCCUCAGGACUUACCAGGACCCAGUGGCUCAGUAGGAGGUGGAGACCUGACUGUCCCCGUGGUUCUGAUGGGCUGGAUGGUUCUGGUUCUGCUCCUCUUCCUCCUCAGACCCAACAGCCUCAGAGGAUCCCCAGCACCGCCUGCCGGCAAACCUACUGGACCUCACAGUGUAGAGUCGUGACCAGGAUCCCCCAGCUCCACCAGUGGACUAACAGCAGAACCAGACGGAACAGAACCGGAGAGAACCAGACGUUCUACUGGACAACCCAACAUCUCCACCGGACGUUCUACUGGACAACCCAACAUCUCCUCCAGACGUUCUACUGGACAACCCAACAUCUCCACCGGACGUUCUACUGGACAACCCAACAUCUCCACCAGACGUUCUGCCCGUUCUACGUUGGUACCCCGGAACCCAACAGCUUACUGCGACCUCCGACCCUGUACAUCACAAUGCAUUUCCUGUUUAAUGCACUACUUUAGACUAGAGCCCUAUGGGGUAGUGCACUACUUUAGACCAGAGCCCUAUGGGGUAGUGCACUACUUUAGACCAGAGCCCUAUGGGGUAGUGCACUACUUUAGACCAGAGCCCUAUGGGGGUAGUGCACUACUUUAGACCAGAGCCUAUGGGAUAGUGCACUACUUUAGACCAGAGCCCUAUGUGGGUAGUGCACUACUUUAGACCAGAGCCCUAUGGGGGUAGUGCACUACUUUAGACCAGAGCCCUAUGGGGGUAGUGCCACUACUUUAGACCAGAGCCCUAUGGGGUAGUGCACUAUAUAGGUAUAUAGACUGGAUCGGCCUUGUAACUAAUCUAAUUCAGAGGGGAAUGUAGAGACUGGAUCGGCCUUGUAACUAAUCUAACUCAGAAGGGAAUGUAGAGACUGGAUCGGCCUUGUAACUAAUCUAACUCAGAGGGGAAUGUAGAGGACUGGAUCGGCCUUGUAACUAAUCUAACUCAGAAGGGAAUGUAGAGACUGGAUCGGCCUUGUAACUAAUCUAACUCAGAGGGGAAUGUAGAGACUGGAUCGGCCUUGUAACUAAUCUAACUCAGAGGGGAAUGUAGAGACUGGAUCGGCCUUGUAACUAAUCUAACUCAGAGGGGAAUGUAGAGACUGGAUCGGCCUUGUAACUAAUCUAACUCAGAGGGGAAUGUAGAGACUGGAUCGGCCUUGUAACUAAUCUAACUCAGAGGGGAAUGUAGAGACUGGAUCGGCCUUGUAACUAAUCUAACUCAGAGGGGAAUGUAGAGACUGGAUCGGCCUUGUAACUAAUCUAAUUCAGAGGGGAAUGUAGAGACUGGAUCGGCCUUGUAACUAAUCUAACUCAGAGGGGAAUGUAGAGACUGGAUCGGCCUUGUAACUAAUCUAACUCAGAGGGGAAUGUAGAGACUGGAUCGGUCUUGUAUACUGUCCUCUUUCCUCUGGGCAUCACCGGCUGGGUCUCAGUUGGCCUUUCUAGUGCACUACAUAGGGCUCUAGUCAGAAUUAGUGCACUACAUAGGGCUCUAGUCAGAAUUAGUGCACUACAUAGAUUGGGGUGCAAUUUGGGACUCAGACAUUAUUUUGUUAUGGUCAACUAGCUAGUCACUAGUCAUGUAGUUUAUUGAUUGGUCUGAUCAACUAGCUUGUCAUGUAGUUUAUUGAUUGAAUCACUUAGCAACAAGAGAGGGGGAGGGGCUCUUCAGAAUCAACACCCCGACAUUCCGCGGUGAUGUCACAAUGGAUCUGAGUGUAGCGCGUGUUGAUGAUGUCAUAGUGUAAGUUCAACUGUGUUGUUGUGUAGUCAGGUCAUGGGGGUGUAUUCAUUAUGUCUAUUCUGUUGCAAAACUUUUUUUUGUUUUAACAACAAAAACGAACAAAAAUGUUUCACAUCAGAAACCUUUUUUUUUUUACUCCAGAGUUUCUAUUGGACAAAUGUCGGUGGGUUCGUCCCCCGUUUCGUUCUGUUUGUAAAAUGGUAAACGGUUUCCGUUGCAAGACGUAAUGAAUACACCCCAGGGUUUUCUAUUUGUUAUCUGUCUGUUUUGAAGCCGAUACGCCAUUUUGAAAAAGCUAUUUUAUAUUAA
This is a messenger RNA of Oncorhynchus kisutch (coho salmon), 2618 nucleotides long. RefSeq names its product small integral membrane protein 14 (gene smim14). Gene Ontology annotation, cellular component: endoplasmic reticulum. The coding region runs from base 438 to 731 and encodes 97 amino acids. The transcript has 5 exons. NCBI's taxonomy places the organism in Eukaryota, Metazoa, Chordata, Actinopteri, Salmoniformes, Salmonidae. The record is from RefSeq and is a predicted model, not a curated record.